AAUUAGUUUUGCACAAUCGUUUAGCGGGUUGAGUUGAGAGUCCACGCGAGUCCCAAUGGCGACCACCUACGUAAUCAGCGGUCCAGCACCAGGUGUGCAGCCAGCCUUUGUAGCAACGAGCGCCCCACAACCGCAACUGACCUACAUCGAUGUAAUCGAAGAUCCUCGAACCCAGCGCGGCUACAAUCGCUGGACAAAUGGCCACAACGCCCACACGGCAACCUUUGGAUUCCUGCUCUUUACCUAUGGCGGAAUGGAUAUGGCCCAGGGUCUUCAAUGGAAUCUGGGAACUGGUAUUGCAAACACAGCUGAGAUUCAAUUCAGUUGGUUCAUUGGCGUCAUCAUUGGAGCCUUUGUAGCAGGUCUUGUAAUAACCCAUGUGCCGAAGAAAUAUUUCUAUCUUCUGGGCGGGGUCAUGAUGUUCAUUGAUGGUGUUAUCUUUGUGAGUGCACCCUUCAAGUACGACCCAAUUAGAGCCGCUCGCUAUGUGGGCGGGGUGGGCAUGGGACUGAUCACGGUGGCCUUCAUCAUACACAACUCGGAGGUAACUCUUGGCAAUACACGUGGCAAGUGGUGUGGCAUGGAGCAAUUCGGCUUGUCCCUGGGCAUACUCAUCCAGGUGCUGAUGGACUCGCAAUGGGACUACGACUCGAGUAUUAACAUCAAUACGGCGCAUGGCAUCAUGGGCAUCAUCUUCACCGUCUUGGCCACCGGCACCGUGGCCAUGUCCGUUGAGUCUCCCAUCUUCUACCUGCGCAGCAACAACGAGGACGAGGCGCGCAACUGUCAGACUCAGCUGCUGGGCACCGCGGUGCCAACGGAUAUAUACGAGGCCAUCUUUGCCGAGGCAAAGGGCUACGUCAUGGAGAGCAACAGUCGCAGCUUCGGCGAAGAGCUCGCGGCAUCCGGAAUGCCCUUCAUCAAAAUGCUCUUCAGCCGCUGCCUUGUGGCGUUCUCCUUCUCAUAUCCGCUCAGCGCUGCCAUGCUGAACAGCACUGUGGUCUGGAAGGGUUCCAUGCACAGCUGGCCAAUAAUUUUGUGGACCAUUCUGCGCUUCGUUGGCGUCCUCAUCGCAAUCGCCAUCGUGGACAAGCUCGGCCGCAAGUUCAUUUCGCUGGUGGGACUCCUGUGCAUGGCGGCCCUCAUGCUCGCUUUGGCUGGCAUCUUUACGCACGAUCCAAACUUUUCAAGCACCUAUUAUAUGGCAGAAGUGUCUCGCGUCUCCCUAGCCUUCCAGAUCUUUGCUGGCUUCUUCGUGAUCAGCACACCAACUUACCUGGGCGAGGCUUUCCCCAUGAAGGUGAAGCCUUAUCUCAUUGGCUUUGUCGUGUGCCUUGAGCAGCUGAUUCACAUCAUUGUGAUCGUCACAUUCGGCAAGACCUCUGACUGCUUCUUCCAGUACUUUGUUGGCGUGGGCAUUAUAUUGGCGGUCAGCCUGAUCAUCUUUGCAGUCUUGAUGCCCGAAACUCGAGACCUCUCCCUCCGACAGGCUAACGAACGUUUCUGUCGCUACUAUGACGUGAUGUCUUACUAAGAACCAACUUACAGUGGGGCCAAACAUGUUUGACACGGUCAAAUUUGUAUUCUGCUUGUAUCCAGCU
This is a messenger RNA of Drosophila arizonae, 1601 nucleotides long. RefSeq lists its product as uncharacterized. Gene Ontology annotation, molecular function: transmembrane transporter activity. Gene Ontology annotation, biological process: transmembrane transport. Gene Ontology annotation, cellular component: membrane. The record is from RefSeq and is a predicted model, not a curated record. Lineage: Eukaryota; Metazoa; Arthropoda; Insecta; Diptera; Drosophilidae.